Messenger RNA from Schistosoma turkestanicum, 1387 nucleotides. The record is from the annotation of a GenBank genome assembly. Lineage: Eukaryota; Metazoa; Platyhelminthes; Trematoda; Strigeidida; Schistosomatidae.
AUGCUAUAGCAACGUUCGGCCGCCUGACUCUAAAUACUGAAUAUGGAUUCAUCUGACUUACAUCUUGCAAUUGAUUAUGUUGGAUCUUGUGGUAUUGUUUUGACUCCUGAACAAAAAGCAACACUUCAAACAACCCUGACGAUUUUGAAGCAUGAAAAUAAGUUCUCAUACGUGUCAUUUUGGGGUAUAAUUCGAGGAAUCAGUGGAGACUAUUUUAUUGCUCAAGGAAUUGGUAAAGAUGUACUAAAAGAUAAAAUUACUCUAUAUAGUAAAGAUUGCGCCACAUGGGGGUUGUUACCGGUACCAGGGAAACAAGACAUUGAAAAAAGCAAACUCUUCAGAAUGAGACUAACGGGAGACCCUUCAUUUGAAGCUGAAUAUGUUGAAGUGAAGCAAGUGCCAGGAGAAGGUGAUGAGCUCGCGGAAACCGAAGAACUUAUAACAAUGAAAGAAGAAGAUAGACUUGCUGCUAUUAUUUAUCGCAUGGAAGAGGAUGUUGUUAUCGUUCCACGUGGUGCAUAUUUGCGAAUGUACAAUGGACAAGUUGUGAAGAACAAGUCAUUCGAAGGUUUGACAAUUGCUGAGGCCUCAAAACAACUAUCAUACUUUCAUUGUCGACUUCCAGUUAGUACGACCAUUAGACCACCAACAGAAAGAGCAAAUCAUGACAAAGCCAUAGAUUUCUUGGAUACUAUUGAGGAUGAUAAUCCUAAAGGUUGUUGGGCGAUUCAAUUUGAACGUGGAAGUAAUCUUGUCCUGGUUAAAAGUCUUUUAUGGAUUGGUUACGUUCUAUAUCAUGUACCAGGUACAAAUAAAUAUGGAUCAGUUUAUGUUGGAACAGGUGAAUAUAAUAUUGACCUGCCUUUUAUGAUAUAAUCAUACAAUAUAAAUAAUAAAAACUGUGGAGAAAAAUAAAAUAAAAUUUUUAUUUAUAUUUUUCUUCAUAUAAAAAAAACACUUGAAUAUUUGUAUACAAAUUAUUUUUAGAGAAAAAGAUUGAUUGUCUGUCUGAAGAAAAAACAAAACUAUAUAGUUCGUUUGUUCAUUUUUUUAAUUACUACUACUAUUCUCUCUCAAUGCAUUUGAAAAUAAAAACAAAAAGAGACGACAAGCAGACCACAGAAAGAUAGAUGUUAGUUUAGUUAGCAGAAAACAUUAUCUAUCAAAAUAUCACAGGAAAUGAAUAAUAAAUACUAAGCAAGCAGACACGAUUGAUGAGUACAGUAUGAUUAUGAUUAUUAUUCAUUGAUUUUGAAAUUGCAUAAAAGUUGGUUGGUUUGUCCAUAAUUGCUGAUCUGUUUAUUUAAUGUUUUGCGACUUUCUUCAGCUGAUAAUUCAUUUAGUAUUAAUCAUACUACUACUUUGAACAGGGUUUUGACUGGCCAAA